AUGCCUUCAGCUGUCGCAGUCAGUGUGGCCACGCCAGCGUCGCCGACAGGCAAGAUGACACCUCCGCUUCUGCUCCAGCCCACGAAGCUGGAUGAGCAAGCUCUGGAAACUGCCGCCCAGAUCUUGGGUGUUAUUGGCCGGUACCGACUGAGCCACAAGUCGACCCCGAAGUCUGAUGAGGGUGACUUGAAGUUCCUCGCCCAAAUCUACAGCAAAGUCAGAGCAGGUCGGGUAAUCAACAUGUGUCUGCCUGCCUUCCCCUUCAAGUCUCCAAACUCUGCCACAAAAGUCCUCGGCUACCUUCCAGACAAGUCAGAGGAGGUUGCCCUUGCCAAUCUGAAUGGCUUGUGUGACGCGAUCAAGAAUAUCUAUCCUCCCGGUGCGGAGCUCACCAUCAUCUCCGAUGGAUUGGUCUACAACGAUCUUCUCGGCGUACCGGACAAAAAUGUUUGGGCCUACGGUGAAGCCCUACGUGCCAUGAGCCAAGCCAAGGAAUUUAACAACAUCAAGUUCAACCGUUUGAGAGACUUGGUGCACGUUGAUCUGCCUGAUGAGCUUGACGAAAUUACAUAUGUCACAAACGCUACCAACUUUCGUUUGGCCCUUCUAAACUCGUUCAGCAAACGCGACUAUGACGUCGACCUGAAAAUCGCCGAUCAUGAGGAUACUUGCCUGACGUACAGAGGGUACCUGAAGUUUCUUGAGACUGAUUUACAAACCAUCUAUCCGAUCAGUGAAGAGAGAUCGAAGAAGAAGUAUAAGAAGGGACUGGGUUAUAUCGCCAAGCAAAUGCUAUUCAGAGGCGACGCCUUUGCACGCGCGGUCAGGGAAAGCUUUUCAGACCACAUCCGUCUAUCAAUUCACCCUUCCACAGGUGAAUCAAAGAUCUCCGUCAGCCCUCUGCCAACUGACACGUGCUACACCACACCAUGGCACAGCUCUGUCGCAUUCAGACUAGACGGCAGCGUCACCAGCGGGCUGCGAUCUGAUUUCGAGAACGACUCCAAGAUGGAGCUGGUUUAUGAGAAUGGCCGACCAAGUUACUUCCGUGAAAAGUCAGACCUGCUUUCUUGGGCAGAAGACAAGGGCGGCAUCGUCUGCGAGCCGAUUUACCCGGCGGGUAUCAUGAUUCGCCCUGCUCUUGGCCCCGGCAAGCUGUCCAUUCACGACAUUGAUUCAGCCAAGAUUCGGGCGCUAUCCGAGAUCAACUCUCCCGUCAUUAUGCGUGGCUUCUCCAAGACAACAGAUAGGGAUCUCUUUGUCUCAAAAUCUCAAGAGCUCGGGAAGCCACUGCCAUGGAAAUUUGGGCUUGUGCUGGAGGUGAAGGACCGCGGUGCGGACACGCGAGGCCUCAACAACGUCCUUUCGGCAGAGUGGAUGCCAUUCCACUAUGACGGCCUGUUCAAGACUGAGAAGCGGACGAAAGAGGAUGGCACCGAAGAGCUCGUUUCUAUCCCACCACAAUUCCAAUUCUUCACAGGUGUCACAAGCUCGCCGAAGACCACAGGCUACACGCUGUUCUCAAGCUCCACCCUGAUCUUCAGAUACCUCCCCGAGGACCUGAACCUCGACUACCUGCGCAAGCUGACCUGGGGCGUGAGCACCUCGUCAUUCGACGCGACCAAGCUCCGCGGGCUGCCCCUGGUCAUUGACCACCCGACCACGGGCAAGCCGUGCCUGCGCUACCACGAGCCUUGGCCGCAAACCAAGACCGCCUUCGACCCGACUUACGUGACGAUUGAGGAUGAGAACGGCCCGAUCGAGAACAACGACGCCCUGUGCGCGGCACUUGACAGUCUCCUGCAUGACCGCCGGAUCGCGUACUGGCACUCGUGGGAGAAGGGAGACCUCGUUGUCUCUGAUAACAUCCUGACCAUGCAUACCAGAAGUGACUUCACUGCUGGAUGUGAUCGGGAGUUGUGGCGGAUACAUUUUGACUGA
This is a messenger RNA of Diaporthe amygdali, 1941 nucleotides long. RefSeq lists its product as uncharacterized. The transcript has 4 exons. The coding region runs from base 1 to 1941 and encodes 646 amino acids. NCBI's taxonomy places the organism in Eukaryota, Fungi, Ascomycota, Sordariomycetes, Diaporthales, Diaporthaceae. Gene Ontology annotation, molecular function: oxidoreductase activity. The record is from RefSeq and is a predicted model, not a curated record.